AUGGGGAGUGGACCGGAUUAUUCAAUAUUUGUUGGGGAGCUUACCCCGGAAGUGGAUGACUUUCAGCUCUAUGACUAUUUCCUGAAGAGGUACCCUUCGUGUCUUGACUGCAAGAUAGCGACGGAUCUACUGGGAUAUUCCAGAGGGUAUGCCUAUGUCAGAUUUGGUGAACAAGGUGAUCAGAUGAGGGCACUGCAAGACUGCCAGAAUGCGCCAGGUCUGGGGGGAAAACGAAUUCGGCUGAGCAUAGGAAUUUCUAAAAGGCUGAAAGCAGAAUUCCAGCGGUACCCGUCAUAUAACUAUAACGAUUAUUAUCAAGAUUAUCAGAACUACUACUCGCAGUGGAAUUAUGAUCCUUAUGCUGACUACAACUAUAGCUCCUAUGCUGCUUAUGAUAACAUGCAGGCUGUUGGAGACUGCUCUUUAGGAGAUGCUGUUAUGGCUCCAGCUGUUUUUGAGGAUACUUCAGCUAUGGUUGAAAUCAGUGAUGAGCUAAUAAUUGAAGAUCCCCAACUUCACCUGGAUAUUGAUGAAAUGAACAGACAAUUUAUGGAGACAAGUGAAGAAUUCUAUGAUUCGCUCAUGAAUUGUCACUGGCAACCUCUGGAUACGGUCACUUCUGACAUCCCCUUUGCUAUUUAAGUGUCUUAUAUAGCAUGACCGUUAUGACCAAGGUGCUAAAACUACAUUUCUUCUACAUUACUCUAGAUCAUAAGUUUUAAAGCACAAUGAUAAGUUGGGUUUUUUUGCUAUGCUUUUGACAGAUUCUGUAAUUUUUUGUUCAUCACUCUACUCUUGGAGCAUCUUGAAAUCAUGUAAAUAUUCUAGAAAUGUAAAGAGUUAAAGGGGGUCUAAAGAUAGACUUGCCUCUGUAAAUAAAAUUUUGUUUCUGCAAACCUGCCAGUAGGGGAUCUUA
Molecule: messenger RNA, 916 nt
Organism: Tinamus guttatus (white-throated tinamou)
Lineage: Eukaryota; Metazoa; Chordata; Aves; Tinamiformes; Tinamidae
Source: RefSeq, a predicted model, not a curated record